GCCGCGCCGCCCGCAUCCCCGCAAACCGCACCUCGACCCGUCCCUUAUCCCAUCCUGCAUCUCCCUUAUCGAAUCAGCAAACCCUCCAGCCCAUAAUAUUCGUCAUAAUGUCAGACUCCCACGACGAUUCUGACGGGCCUGAGAGCCGUCGCAAGAGGAUUCGCCAAGCCUGCCUCAAUUGUAGGAAGAAAAAAGUUCGCUGCACGGGUGAGAAACCGAUAUGUCAGUUUUGUAAUCGGCUUGGCCAGCCUUGUGUUUAUGCGGAGGAUGGGAGGAGUCUUAGAAGGACGAGUUUGGCUGUUCAGCCUGCUUUGGGGGAUGUGCCUGAGGCUAUUAUGGAUAACAUCACGUCGCGGUUUGUUUCUUUAGAAGAUCAGAUAUCAACGCUGCAAGCGACAGUCGAAAGACUGCUGCCGCUCGUCACAAGUCAACAACCACCCAACAAACGCACUCACUACCAAGCCAACACCCCAGCCCCCGUUCUUCUUCAAACCCCCUCCACCAUACAAUCUCAUGCCAAUGAACGCCCUCAAUCAAGUUCCCUGCUCUUUGCUGCUGAUGUCUACUUCCGCUACUGUCACAGCCAACCUUACUCCCUCUUUCACGAGCCUACCUUUCGGCAACGCCUUGCUGAUGACACGUUGCCAACCUAUUUACUCUGGGGAUUCUUGUCGGCGGCAAGACGAUAUUCGUCUCUCCCAGUCACCCAAGUCAACUGUCCUGAUGAUGCAUCUAGCUAUGCUGCCAAGGCUUGGGAAAGUAUAGAACUUCCUUGGACUGGUAAUGCGCCGGCGGAAAAGAUUUUGACAGUCAUCCAGACCAUCAUAUUGAUAGUAAGCACUGAGGUUCCGGCCGGUCUCUGUAGCCAAGCCCAUAUGAAGCUCGGUUUUGCCAUUCGUCUUGCUCAGAAUAACAGGUUUCACCUGGAACCCGACCCAUCACUACCUGCGGCAGAACGCGAGGAACGAAAACGGACUUUCUGGUCUCUGUAUCUACAAGACAAACUCAUCAGUCUUUCUCGUGGGCGCUUCUCCGGCAUCCGGGACGAGGAAUGCAAGGUGUCUUUACCAUGCUCCGAGGAUGCAUUCAAGGAGGGCCGCGAGGAAAAGACACCCUUUCUCGAUGAACUGACGGGUGAUUGCGUCGAACAAGAAGCUAUCGACGGAUGCUGUCCACUUGGUCUCAUCAAUGUGAUGGCAUCUAUUCUUGGUCGUGUCUCGCAUUACGUUUUGCAUGAUACCCAAACUUCUCAGAUGGGACUUCCUUGGUCUUCGACAGCGCCUUACGCCACUCUAUCAUCGGCAUUGCUCCAAGCAGAACACUACUUCGGGAUGAAUGAAGACCCAGCGGAAAGCCUCAAGCAACGAUGCACGGUCGACGGUGUCGUUGAUCAACUCCUCGCAGGCUCCUUCAUCUUCGCCAAGGCUAUGUUCCACUUAUCUCACUGUCUACUUCAUCAUCCAUUCCUGAUUCAACAACGGCUUCAAUCCGGCAAACAAAAGGCCCCAUCAGUUUUCAUGAAGACGGCCUGGGAAAAGUGUAGAACUCACGCGAAGAGCAUCACGAAUCUACUGGAUAUGAAGAAUCAGAAUGUUCUUAUACUAACCUCAAUUUAUGGAUACUGUAUCAUGGUUGCUGGUACAAUUCAUGCCCUAUCUACGAACGAUGAGAGAGACCAUAUUCGAAAGGAGAGUCAGAGGCACUACCGUGCUGCUAGGGAAUCAUUACAAGACCUAUCAUGUUACUGGAACCACGCUGCUCUGAUGGUUAAACGAUUGGAAAGGUUCCACAGCCAGUGUGAGACUCGCGGUCAAGAGCUUUCACCCUCAAACGUCGAGCGAACUCCUGGAGACGUCAAAGCUCUGUGGCAAAGUGUCGACUACACCUCCUUGUCAACUCCAACGAGACCUGGAAGCCCGACGCUGGCAGGUCAAACCUCAGUUGAAGCCGAUUGGGCUUUAUCGACGGAUAUGUUUGACUUUAGUGGCUUUGGCGGAUUUGCAGAAGGAGUUGAUGUCUUUAGUAUCUCGUUUGUUGAUGGCGAUAUGACUCUCGGUGACGAAAUUCCGAAUAUGGUGCAAAAUUAAGCAGCUCCGGGAAACGCAGAUUGAUAUCGACUUCGAAGAUCGGGUAUGAAAAAAGGAAGUCGUGCUUUUUCUAUAAGUAGCCACCUAUUUAUCUUGCAACGUUCUAGCUAGGUCCCAAGGAUGACACGCCAAUCAUGGAUCACUACCAAACACAAUACCAUUCUUCUUCCUCAUAUCCUCCAUCGUCGUGAGAACACUUCGACUAAGUGCCCUCAAGUCAGCUUCAGCUUCCCGAUCACUCUCCUUAAUGAUACGUCCAAGCUCCUUGGCCUCCCAAGUCAGGUUCAACAUAUCUGUAUACUCAGGGCUGGUAUCUCCCAGCUCCUCAGACUCUUGUGAUCCUCUUGGGAUGAACUCCAUAGUACAGAUGUCUGUGACGUUCGAAGCCUGACCACCAAAGAUCUUGAUGGUUCCCUUCUCACAGUAGAUCUCGGUUGGUGCUUGGGAGUCAUAAAUCUUGCUCGUGCGGGCCGAGAGUGUAAAGCUCUGCUGGUGCUUUGAAGACUCAGGCGUGUACUGGAACACGAUGAGACCACCGCCAUCGACACCUGUUUCGAGGAUGACUGGGAAGUAUGUCUGAGACGAGGGUUUGCCAAAGAGUCGGACAGCGAAUGUGACAGGAUAGCAACCCAUAUCCCAUAAACAGCCUCCACUGAACCUGGGAGACGCAACAUUUGGAACGUUGCCUUCUGUGAUGUCUCCAAAUAAUGGCGAAUACACUGCCAUCGAGAGGCUUGCGCCAUAAAUCUUCCCAAACUUCUCCGUCCUGGUCUUCUCAUCAUCAAGUAGCCUCUGAAGUCUCUUGAAGUUUGGCUCUUGAAUGUGGCGAUAAGCUUCUAGAAUGAAGAGACCCUUGGAGUCGGCGAGCUCGUAAAGGGCUUCGAGCUCCUUCAUGUUGGAGGCGAAGGGCUUUUCCAUGAUUACAUGUUUGCCAGAAUUCAAAGAUUUGAUGCCCUGAUCAUAGUGCAACGAGUUGGGUGAUGCGAUGUACACAACAUCGAUGUUGGAACCUUUGGACAGCAUGGUGUCCAAAUCAUCGUAAGCUUCCACUCUAGAAGCUUCCUUGAUCGAGGGCGUCUCUGAAAUGAAAUUGCUUGCGGUGUCGAGCUUUCUUGAAUACACAGCAGUGAGUUGAAAUAGUUUGCUCUCAUGGCAUGAUUGAACAAAAGAGUUGGUGAUCCAAUUCGUCCCCACGACAGCGAGGCCAAAUGGAGCAGACAUGGUGAGCUGAUUGAUCUUGAAAUUUCAAGAAUAAAAAUAUUAUGCGAAGAAAAAUUGAGUGAUCGAGAACCGAAACUCUGACUUUCUUAUAGCUGUAAAUACGUGACAUCAUGGCGAUGACGGUGAGAAGUCCGUAACCUGAAAAUUGACAUUCGUGAGGCCAUUUGGCGGCACAGCAUUUGGAGUGUUACCUCAAUCUGGCAAUUGUCGGCGAGUCUAAGGGAAUAAGGGCGGAAGAGUGCAUUAGUGGAUUAGGUGAGGUGAACCGAUCAACGGUCUACUCUUUGCUUCCCUGUAGAACAUCAAAGACACGAGAUUAUCGCACCGACGUAAUGAAAGGUGAUUCCGAAUGAGCCGUUUGCAUAACAAUUCGGUAUCUG
Messenger RNA from Fusarium odoratissimum NRRL 54006, 3688 nucleotides. RefSeq lists its product as uncharacterized. Gene Ontology annotation, biological process: DNA-templated transcription; regulation of DNA-templated transcription. The record is from RefSeq and is a predicted model, not a curated record. NCBI's taxonomy places the organism in Eukaryota, Fungi, Ascomycota, Sordariomycetes, Hypocreales, Nectriaceae. Gene Ontology annotation, molecular function: DNA-binding transcription factor activity, RNA polymerase II-specific; DNA binding; zinc ion binding. Gene Ontology annotation, cellular component: nucleus. The coding region runs from base 108 to 2087 and encodes 659 amino acids. The transcript is spliced from 5 exons.